Molecule: messenger RNA, 3310 nt
Organism: Myodes glareolus (Bank vole)
Lineage: Eukaryota; Metazoa; Chordata; Mammalia; Rodentia; Cricetidae
Gene: Ifnar1
Product: interferon alpha and beta receptor subunit 1
Biological process (GO): type I interferon-mediated signaling pathway
Cellular component (GO): plasma membrane
Molecular function (GO): protein binding; type I interferon receptor activity
Source: RefSeq, a predicted model, not a curated record
GCGGGGCGUCGCGGAGAGGGCCCCGCUGCUCUGGGCUCCUCUCCGGCUCCACAGCGCCGUUGGAGGAGGCCUGGGAUGCUAGCCACGGGUCUGGCUUCCCGACACCAUGCUCGCUCUCCUGGGCUCGGCGGCCCUGGUGCUGGUGGCCUGGGUGCCUUGGGUGGUGACUGCAGCCGCAGGUGGAGAAGAUCUGGAACCUCCUGGGGAUAUAGAUGUCUAUAUUAUAGAUGACAGCUUUACCCUAAAGUGGAGCAGCAAUGAAGAGUCAGUGAACAAUGUGACUUUUUCAGCAGAAUAUCAAACAGAAGAGAUGGAGAACUGGUUCAAACCGCCCGCGUGUCUGCAUAUUACGGGGACCACGUGCCAGUUCUCUUUACUGAAUGCAGAUGUUUUUGUCAACAUGAAGGUUCGUGUAAGAGCUGAGAAAGGAAAGCGCACUUCUUCAUGGAAUGAGAUUGAGCCGUUCAUUCCACAUAAUAAAGCUCACAUUGGCCCCCCAGGAGUACAUUUGGAAGCUGAAGACAAAGCUAUAUUAGUCCACAUCUCUCAACCCGGAGAAGGUGGGAAGAUGUGGGGAGGUGAUAGUUUCGACUUCAAGUACCAGAUAGUGUUCUGGCAGAAGUCUUCAGGUGUGACUCAAAAUGUUACAACCAAUUGUUGCAUAGAAAAAAUUUUAGAACUGUUACCAGAGACUACUUACUGUUUAAAAGUUGAAGCGAUACAUCAGGACCUCAGGAAGCAGAGCAACUUCAGCAAGGUGCAGUGUAUAAACACCACAGAGACAAAUAGAUUGCCUGUUCCAGAAAACAUAGAAUUGGACACCCAGGGUGACAACUAUGUUCUCAGAUGGGACUAUGCGUCUCCAAACGUGAGCUUCAGAGCACAGUGGCUCCCUGGCUUUUUAAAAAGUAUUCGCAGAGGAUAUUCAGAUAAAUGGAGACCAGUGUCUGCCUGUGCAAAUGUCCAGACUCCACACUGUGUUUUUCCUCAAAACACCACCCACGUGGAAAAGUUCUUUCUCCGGGUACAAGCCUCAGAUGGAAACACCACAUCUUUCUGGUCUGAAAAGGAAUUUGAUUCCCAAAAAUACACUGCCAUUCCUCCUCCGACCAUUGCCGUUGCUACCACUGGGGAGUCUCUGCUUGUCCACGUGAGCUGUCAGGAGAAUUCCAGCAGCAAAUGUCAGGGACUAACUUACGAAAUAAUUUUUUGGGAAAUCACUUCAAACACUAAGAGAAAAAAGGUGCAGAAAAGCCCAAAGUUCACCAUUAUGAACCUGCAGCCGCUGACUGUGUAUUGCGUGGAAGCGAGAGUACACUCCUUUGCCUCGUGGAACAAGAGCAGCAACUUCAGUGACAGGCAGUGUGAGAAAACAGGGGCAGGAAAUUCUCCUGUACUCUGGGCCGUGAUUGGACUUGGCAUUCUGUUUUUUUCUGCCCUGGUCUUUUGUGCUGGGAAGAACGUCCUGAAAGACCUCAGCCAUGCCUUUUCAUCACCCAAGCCUCCCCCAAGUAUCCAUGAGCUUUUCUCUGAGCCGCCUUCGAAAAACCUUCUGCUUUUGACUCCUGAGGAGCACACCGAGAAGUGCUUCAUCAUCGAGAGCGCAGGCCUGGCUACUGUAGCAGAAGAAAACGGUGCACCUGAGGAAGAUCACAGAAAGUACAGUUUCCAGACCAGCCAGGACUCGGGGAACUACUCUAACGAAGAGGAAGGUACCGGGAGUGAGAGCAGCCAAGGGCUCAGGCCGUAGGACUGCGUCUGCCCACAGUGGGCUCUUUCAGAGUUCCAUGUGGGAAGGCCGAGGAACAUGCCUUUGUCCUCCUGGGACCUGAGAGAGGGCCGCUGCUCCUUGGGAAAGGAGGAGCAUCUUCAGAGCCCAGGCCUGCAAAAUGCGGCAGCUCUCCACCACUGAUGCGGAGGGGCAGGGUCUGGAGUGUUAGACCUUCGUCUGUGAAGAGACAGGCCUAACUGAAGGUGGCCACCCAUUUCUGCUGCCAGCUGAAGUCCCAGGGUGCUGUCUUGUGCCACAGCGGUGGCCCGUUGCUGCGUAUGCCAUCGGGUGUUCUCCCCCUGUUCAUUUUCUAGAAGAAAUCCAGAACAUUCAGCUUUUUAAUACUGCCAUAGCUCCUUGGUGUCUCAAAGGUGCUGUCGUCUGCACUGGCACUUCCUAACCCCUAACCUGCCACAGCAGUGUUGCUGACUAGAACUCAGAAGGGGCUGAAACAGUGGAGAGGGGAGCUCUCCAAUCCGAGGAGUUGGCGUUUCAGCCUAGUAGGUAGGUAGUCUAGCACUUGUGGGAGCAGAAGAUGCCGGCAGCAGACAGAAGUGGAAUCGUAUGUAGCUUUUCUGUGUUCCUUUGUAAACCAAGCUGACCUCUCCCAUCCAGCAGUAUUCAGGGACCCCGUCUCAGCAUCCGUGUACCUAAAAAGAAACAGUGUCAAAUACUAAGGCAAAGGAAGAAUUGAUUGUGUACCGCCGUCUGCGGGUGCCUGUAGCUAACUUUACAUUGCUGCUCAUGAGUGUCUGUUGUAGGCAGGUCAUCUAACGGUCCCCGGUGUAUUCCUUUCCCAGCUGCCUACGAAUGCAGGGCCUGCCCGAGCAACAUAUCAAGGGCCCGCUGUAUGAGUAUUUACAGGUGUGGAUACAUGUAUGUACAUAUGUAGAAAAAGUACAGAGCCCAGAAGGCUAUGAUACUUCAGAUAACCUUGUAUUUCUCCUGGGCCCUGGGGUCAAGUGUUACCAAAGCCUCCCACCGCCAGUGUAGCCUCUUGUACCUGGCCUGCAUUGUUCCUUCGGUGUCUGUCUCCCCUCUAGUGCAGAAGCUUCACGUUCAGGGACCAAGUUCCCCACUGUGCCCCAGCCCCAUCAUAGUGUGGUACUCGGCACAGACGUCUUAUCCUUUUGUCUGUCUGCCUGAGGGUUUGCUGCCGCCGUGGUUUUACAGAACAAGUACUGGAGCCAAAACUCAGGGUUUUGGUGGGUGCUACUUUGAACUUGGCUUCUGUGUGCCAGGGGUGUUGAGACGAUGUCCUCCAAAGACAUUCCCAGCAGCAGGACACUGCGGACGGUGUCCUGUGGGCAGCGGCCCUGCACAUGGCGUCAUGAGGUGAGCUGUGCAGGACUGCUGCCCUCUGGCUGCCUGGAUCCAGACUGCUCACCUCGCCAGUGUCUGUGUCACCCGUCCCUCCAUCUCCCGUGUCCUGAGGUCCCUUCUGCUCCAACUCGGGAGCCUCGGAGGGUGAACACAGCUCGUGUUUGUCAGUUUCCUUCCUCGCAGUGGAGGAAAUAAUAAAUUUAUCUUUAUUCCUAA